UUCGGAAUCUCGCAGGCGGGGAUGGUGGGUUCUGAAUCCGAGACUUAAAACAGACGAGAAGACCCACUUCAUUCUCACAAGAAGAUGACAACCCACAGAGAAUUAACUUCUGUUUAUAUUCAACUCAGAAGUCUUCUGCAAAUCAUGGAAAUCAACCUUCAUCCAGGAUUGAAACAUCCAGAAAUUAGAUGCCCAUCCUUAAUCACCCUUCCCAAGGCCACAGUGAGAUCUCAAGGUCAGAGAAUGGCAGGUGAACAGAAACCCUCAAGUAACCUUCUGGAACAGUUUAUUUUAUUAGCCAAAGGUACCAGUGGCUCAGCCCUCACUGCUCUCAUAAGCCAGGUGUUGGAAGCUCCUGGAGUGUAUGUCUUUGGAGAGCUGCUGGAGUUGGCCAAUGUGCAGGAGCUUGCAGAAGGAGCAAAUGCUGCUUAUUUGCAGUUGCUGAACCUGUUUGCCUAUGGAACAUACCCAGAUUAUAUAGCCAACAAGGAGAGCCUGCCAGAACUGAGUACAGCUCAGCAGAACAAGCUGAAACAUCUUACCAUCGUGAGCUUGGCGUCAAGAAUGAAGUGUAUUCCCUACUCUGUACUGCUGAAGGAUCUGGAAAUGAGGAAUCUCCGAGAAUUAGAAGACCUCAUCAUAGAGGCUGUCUACACUGACAUCAUCCAGGGCAAGCUGGACCAGCGAAAUCAGCUGCUAGAGGUGGAUUUCUGCAUUGGCCGUGACAUCCGCAAGAAGGAUAUCAAUAAUAUUGUCAAGACCUUGCAUGAAUGGUGUGAUGGCUGUGAAGCAGUUCUGCUGGGCAUUGAACAACAGGUUCUGAGAGCCAACCAGUACAAAGAGAACCACCACCGGACUCAGCAGCAGGUGGAGGCAGAGGUUACCAACAUCAAGAAGACACUUAAAGCCACUGCGUCCUCUUCAGCUCAGGAAAUGGAGCAGCAACUUGCUGAGCGGGAGUGUCCCCCUCAUGCUGAGCAGAGGCAGCCUACCAAGAAGAUGUCCAAAGUGAAAGGUCUGGUCUCCAGCCGCCACUAGGACCGGCUGGGGCAGCUGGCACUCACCAGGCCUGGGUCAGGUGGGGAGGGGACACCAAGGGCCUAUUUCCUCCCUUCUCUACCUACAGUGAGUUCCAGACCUGCCCAUCCCCUCACCAGCGUCUCCCCACCCAUUGGUACCGUUCCAGAAAAACCAUUACUCCUUUCCCCGCCCACUCCCUCAUUCCUGUUGUUCCCUCAGACUCAGGGGCUCCGUGGAUGCCAUCCUAACAGGGUGGACACUGCCCACUUCUCUCCAGGAGGUUCUUGUCUCUGUAUGGGCUUGUCUCCCUGCCAGUUUUCUUUUGCUCCAUGUCAUUUUGUCAGGCUGGUCAUAAGCCGAAGGCAGCUUUAACCGGCCCACAGGGAUGACUGCAGAGAAGGCUCCUCUCUGGGCAAGGAGGGGGCGUUCCUUCUCUAGCCCCAUGUACCACAGUCCCCAUGAUGGUGCAGGCGCUCUCUAGCCAGGUACCCACAUGCUUGUUUUCCCUCUCCUGCCUUAUCCCUGUUGGCAGCUCCAGUUCAACCGUGGAGGGAUGUGAUGCUGGGCGAUGUUUACUAAACCUUCGGGUUUUCAGCCUCUUAAACCCAGCUUGGAUCUCUCGUUAUUUGGGAGUGCUAGACUGACUAACCUCUGGUAUCUGAGCACAAACAGAGGGUGCUGUGGGUCUGCUGGUGGCAGAAGUGUUUCUCCCAGCUUGGUGUCUUCUGCUGGCCACUCUUCCUGCUGCCUCUGACUGCUCAGCUUUGUUUUGGUGUGUAGGCCCCAGCUGCUCUCGGGGGCUGUCUGCCAGCACUUGUUCUCCCAAGAUCUUCCACACUUCUUGGCCGCCCCUAUGGCAGGGGUGGUGGUGUCGGGGCCCCUUAGUCUGGUGAAGGACUGUUGCUGCUGCUUCUCUUCCUUCCUUCCCCUCCUUGGCUGGUGAUCCAGAGCCCUCUGAUGACAGCAUACUCCUGGCUAGAGAAAAGGACUUGACUAGACUUUCUGAACUUGAACAGUUUCAGGUUAUAUUUUAAUUUUUUUUUUUUUUUUUGUACAGGUUAAUUCUAAUACAUUUCAACAUACUUUUUUCUCCCCUUGUGUCAAUAUUUGUUAUAGACUAAUCGCCGGGGAUUUUUUUUACCUGGUUGGAGGGUGGCAUGUGUGUAUGUGUGUGUGUAUUGUUUUGUUUUUAUAAAGGGAGGUGGAAGUCCUGGACUGAUACUAAAGUUCAUUGAGGAAAAAGCACAUUUUAGAACAAAAAAAAAAAAUAAAAUAAAAGUGUAGAUUUGA
Molecule: messenger RNA, 2310 nt
Organism: Marmota flaviventris (yellow-bellied marmot)
Lineage: Eukaryota; Metazoa; Chordata; Mammalia; Rodentia; Sciuridae
Gene: Cops7b
Product: COP9 signalosome subunit 7B
Biological process (GO): COP9 signalosome assembly
Cellular component (GO): COP9 signalosome
Source: RefSeq, a predicted model, not a curated record